This is a messenger RNA of Balaenoptera acutorostrata (minke whale), 3866 nucleotides long. It is a transcript of the gene JAKMIP3, whose product is annotated as Janus kinase and microtubule interacting protein 3. Gene Ontology annotation, molecular function: kinase binding; microtubule binding. The record is from RefSeq and is a predicted model, not a curated record. NCBI's taxonomy places the organism in Eukaryota, Metazoa, Chordata, Mammalia, Artiodactyla, Balaenopteridae. The transcript has 23 exons. The coding region runs from base 187 to 2829 and encodes 880 amino acids.
CCCGCCCUCCGCAGCGCCACUGCAAUGGCUGAGCCGGGCCGUCGGACGCCGCUGCCCGGAGCCCCUGAGCCGCCCGCUCGCGGGGAGCCUUGGUGAGUGAGAAAAUGUAGCGGAGCCCCAGCUCGGCGCGCACAGCCCAGCCUGGACGAGCGGCCCGCCCCGAGCGCCCCUCGGGCCAGCCUCACCAUGUCCAAGAAGGGCGCGGGCGGCCGAAGCAAGGGGGACAAGGCAGAGGUCCUCGCAGCGCUGCAGGCCGCCAACGAGGAGCUGCGGGCCAAGCUCACCGACAUCCAGAUCGAGCUGCAGCAGGAGAAGAGCAAGGUCAGCCGGGUGGAGAGGGAGAAGAACCAGGAGCUCAGGCAGGUGCGCGAGCACGAGCAGCACAAGAGCGCCGUCCUGCUCACCGAGCUCAAGAGCAAGCUGCACGAGGAGAAGAUGAAGGAGCUGCAGGCCGUGCGGGAGACGCUGCUGCGGCAGCAUGAGGCCGAGCUGCUGCGGGUCAUCAAGGUCAAGGACGGCGAGAACCAGCGGCUUCAGGCGCUGCUGCACGCCCUGCGUGACGGCGCCCCCGACAAGGUGCGCACCGUGCUGCUGUCCGAGGCCAAGGAGGAGGCCAGGAAGGGCUUCGAGGUGGAGAAGGUGCGGAUGCAGCAGGAGAUCUCCGAGCUGAAGGGGGCCAAGAGGCAGGUGGAGGAGGCGCUGACGAUGGUCGUCCAGGCCGACAAGGUCAAGGCCGCAGAGAUCAGGAGCGUGUACCACCUGCACCAGGAGGAGAUCUGCCGCAUCAAGAAGGAGUGUGAGCGGGAGGUCCGCCGGCUGAUGGAGGAGAUAAAAUUUAAAGACAGAGCAGUCUUCGUGCUGGAGAGAGAGUUAGGGGUUCAAGCCGGGCAUGCUCAGAGACUGCAGCUCCAAAAAGAGGCUCUAGAUGAGCAGCUGUCCCAGGUCAAAGAGACCGAUCGGCACCUGGGCAGCCCCAGACGGGAACUUCCUCACGCAAGCGGUGCAGGAGACGCCUCAGACCACUCGGGAAGCCCUGAACAGCAGUUGGAUGAAAAGGAUGCUCGGCGUUUCCAACUUAAGAUUGCGGAGCUGAGCGCGAUCAUCCGGAAACUCGAGGACCGCAAUGCCCUGCUGUCGGAGGAGAGGAACGAGCUGUUAAAGCGUUUAAGGGAAGCUGAAAGUCAGUACAAGCCAUUGCUGGAUAGAAACAAACGCCUUACUCGGAAAAACGAAGAUCUGUCCCACACUUUACGUCGGAUGGAAAACAAGUUAAAAUUUAUCACCCAGGAGAACAUAGAGAUGAGACAGAGAGCUGGCAUCCUAAGGAGACCCAGUUCCUUAAACGACCUGGACCAGAGCCAGGAUGAAAGAGAUGUUGACUUCCUGAAGCUGCAGAUCCUGGAGCAACAGCACCUCAUAGACGAGCUCUCCAAGACUCUGGAGACUGCCGGCUACGUGAAGAGCAUGUUAGAGCGUGAUAAGCUUUUAAGAUAUCGGAAACAAAGAAAGAAGAUGGCAAAACUCCCCAAGCCGGUUGUCGUGGAGACCUUCUUUGGAUACGACGAAGAGGCUUCCCUGGAAUCUGACGGUUCUUCCAUCUCUUAUCAAACGGACAGGACAGACCAGACCCCGUGCACCCCAGACGACGACCUGGAGGAGGGCGUGGCCAAGGAGGAGACGGAGCUGCGCUUCCGGCAGCUGACUAUGGAGUACCAGGCCCUGCAGCGGGCCUAUGCGCUGCUGCAGGAGCAGGUCGGAGGGACGCUGGACGCAGAGCGAGAAGUUAAGACCCGUGAGCAGCUACAGGCGGACGUGCAGAGGGCGCAGACGCGGAUCGAAGACCUGGAGAAGGCGCUGGCGGAGCAGGGGCAGGACACGAAGUGGAUUGAAGAGAAGCAAGCGCUGUAUCGGAGAAAUCAAGAGCUCAUAGAAAAGAUUAAACAAAUGGAGACAGAAGAGGCUCGGUUAAAGCAUGAGGUCCAGGACGCGAAGGACCAAAACGAGCUGCUGGAGUUCCGCAUCCUGGAGCUAGAGGAGAGGGAGAGGAAGUCGCCGGCCAUCAACUUCCACCACACCCACUUCGUGGGCGGGAAGAGCCCCCUGCAGGCGUACUGCGAGGCCGAAGGCGUGAUGGACAUCCUGGUCUCGGAGCUGAUGAAGAAGCUGGACCUCCUGGGGGACAACGCCAAUCUGACCAAUGAGGAGCAAGUGGUCGUCAUACAAGCCAGGACAGUCCUGACCUUGGCCGAAAAGUGGCUGCAGCAGAUCGAAGAGACGGAGUCGGCCCUGCAGCGGAAGAUGGUGGACCUGGAGAGCGAGAAGGAGCUGUUCAGUAAGCAGAAGGGCUACCUGGACGAGGAGCUGGACUUCAGGAAGCAGUCCUUGGACCAGGCUCACAAGCACAUCCUGGAGCUGGAAGCCAUGCUGUACGACGUCCUGCAGCAGGAAGCCGGGGCCAAAGUGGCGGACACGCUGUCGGAGGAGGAGCGCGAGAAGCUCAGGGUGGCGGUGGAGCAGUGGAAGCGCCAGGUCAUGAGCGAGCUGCGCGAGCGGGACGCCCAGAUCCUGCGGGAGCGCAUGGAGCUGCUGCAGCUGGCGCAGCAGAGAAUUAAAGAAUUAGAAGAAAGAAUAGAAGCUCAGAAGAGACAAAUAAAGGAACUGGAGGAAAAGCCCUCCGAGGAGCCAGACCCCUUUCCUCCAGCUGGACCAGAGAGCAGCAGGUGCCCCAGUGGCAGAGAGAGACGCCGCAUCUCAUUCCUGAAGACUCAAGAGGAUCUGGGCUCUGCAUACCCCCUCCCGUCGAGGAAGAGGGAGAAAGGGGGUCUUUGAGCACCUCUGCGGGGGACUGUCCAUUUUGAUGAGCCAGAAUUAGAACUAGUUCUCUGACUGGGGCUCCUCUGAAAAGACCUUGUCUUGGCUGUGGACCCUGGGCUCCUUCCUUGGGACGCAGCCUCCCAAUCCUACUUACAGGGACGUGCGAGCCCCCUGCUGCACAGGUGUAAGAGCUGCUUCUGUGCAGGAGCCCCAAACCCCCACCUCCCUUUGUUCCCUUGAUGACAAAAGGUGUCUCAAAGGAAGAUUCCCAGAAACAACGCAGGCACCCCGCAAAAUGCCGCAAUGAAGCUGCCGCCACGGUGGUGACCUUCGUUCAGGGAAAUGGGGACGGUUCACGGAGCAUCUCAAGGACCGUUGCCCCGCGUCUUCCAGGACGGACGGGCUAUGAAGACGCUGCGACUCACUGACUGGGGUCCUCAGCACUUACUGACCGACACCUCCUGCCACCCUGCCUCAUUGAUGACGCUGUCACUCGUGGGAACAGAACUCUGGCUGCAGCUUCCCGCCCUGAGCUGCGCCGAGGGACUGACCGAAGGGGUGACUGGGGAGCCUGGUAGUGGGAGCUGGGACCCGAGCAGUGGACCGACUGGGAAGGGACCUGACCUCAUCGGAGAUGCAGGGGCCAGAGGACACCUUGGACUGUGCAGCACCGCAGAGGCCCUCAGGCUGCAGGCGAGGCCAGAGCCACCCCGUCCAGAGCUCCAGCCUGCGCGCUCGAGGGGCAGUGCCCGGCGAGGAUGACAGAGCCCCGGGGUUCUGCGGACGUGAGAAGGGGGCCCGACGCCCAGCUGGCCAGCAGAGAAGAAGCAGCACGUCGCCGAAGCCUACUUAGAGCGUGAUUUCCAUGCCGCCGAGCGUCGUGGUCCAUGGCCCGGGGGAGUCUUCCCGCAUCUGGACACAGCCCAACACGCGGCUUGGAGGUGGCUCGUCUGUGGACCUCGCACCCUUGGGGGCCUAAGGUUGUGCUGUCAGUGCUGAAUUUGCAAGGGGUACGUGUGCAUGUGUGUGCGCAUGCAUGAGUCAGUGUGUGU